GCAAAUACCAUAGCUAUCAGCCUAUAGUAAGAUGUUUAUUGUACUGCUUACUGUUUACUGAGAAAUAUCAGCUGAAUCUCAAUGAACAAUCACAUGGUAUCAUAAGGGACAAAAUCAGAGACAGAUAUUUUCCCAUGGUUACUGCAGAAAGCUCAGUAGAUAUACCACAGGAAAUCACAGAAACACGUGAUGGUGUGAUAACGUUUAUAUCAGACGACAUCAGACAUGAUGUCUUGUACGCCUUUGUUACGGAGUGUCUGGUGGAGGAAAGUGAUCUUGAGUUUUUCCUGACCACAGCGUCACGUGACGUGAUCUCAGAAUACUGCCGGUCCUGGGAGUAUAAGAUGAGUGAGGGAGAGAGAUGUCUGUGUGUACCGGACUAUCCAGAGAAGAUGUUCGACCUCUUCAUAGACAGUCUACAGCUGGACAUCAUCACACACUGUACCGUGUCUGACAGGAGCAUUCAUGACAGGAUCAGUGGACGUUUGAAUAUACCCAAAGAAGUAUUAAGUUGGGAUAUCCAUGCUAGAGAAAGGUUUGUGAAGAACUCCAAGUUAGGAAGCGUACAAUUGUUUCGCGCCAGAGGCAUGAUAGUUGGAUGUGCAGGUGCCGGAAAAACAACUCUUUUACAAAAACUUCACAGAAGAGGUAUAACAGAUGAAGAUGAACCAACUGAGACAACUAUCGGCCUUGAGGUUCAUGAAGAUUUGUUUGCUAUUAAGAAAAACAAGUUAACAGUUACCUAA
Saccostrea cuccullata (small rock oyster) is the source of this 746-nucleotide messenger RNA. RefSeq lists its product as uncharacterized. Lineage: Eukaryota; Metazoa; Mollusca; Bivalvia; Ostreida; Ostreidae. The transcript is spliced from 3 exons. The record is from RefSeq and is a predicted model, not a curated record. The annotation marks the transcript as partial.